AAACGCAUUGCUCCGGAGGCUGAGGUGUGCGGCUGACCCAAAUCUUCUGUGGUUCUUCUGACGCUAACAUUUAAAGACUUAAUUAUCCUGCCAUAAACUAAUCUACAAUGGGAAGGAAAAAAGCAACCUCUGAUGCAGAUGCAAGUGCAGAGCCGAGGCGAAAGUCUCAAAGGUUGUCAGAAAAAGAGACGCAGCCCAAACCACAGCCGGAAAAGAAAAAGGCGCCACCAAAAACCAAGAAGGUGAAGGAGGCAACAAAGGCCAAGGCUGAAGAGAAGGAAGAACCCCAAGUGGAAACUCCUGCAGAAAAUGGGGCAGACCAAUCUGAUGAGGCUGCAGGUUCAGAUCAGACCGACGAAAAGGAGGACAAGGCUGAAGAGGAGAAGGAAGCGGCAGAGUAGAGCUACCUGCGCCUCCUUUUUGUUGUAAAAUGCAGAGAAUAUUUUUAGCUACUAUUUUCUAAAAUUGUUUUUAGGGGUGUGAUUGUGUUUUAUAUACUAUUACAGUUUCGGAGCUUUUGUAAAGGGAGACUUUGUCGCCGUGUUCUUAUUUUGUCACAUACCUUUUAUCAGGAAUGGGAGAGUUUAAUGGGAAGAGGAAGUAAUCAGCUGUACUCGUUCUCAAAAUGUUGUCUGCUAGUUAAGGGAACAAUUUGCAAGAUUCCAAACUGUCUUCUGUGCAAAGCUCUCAGUAGAAAUUGAUGUUUGUUUUUAUCCUCUGGUACACUUCAAAGCAGUUGGAGACAAAUGUUCUCGGCUAAUCAAGGUGCAUUAAAGAGCUAGUGUCUGUUUGUCCUGUAAGAAUAACUGUGUGGUUUGGGAAUUUCUCUAUCAAUGUACAGUUUCCUCCUUUUUAAAGAAAUGUCUUUUUUUUGUUAUGGAUGGUAUAAAAUGCCAAUUAAAUUGAGAAAUUUC
Molecule: messenger RNA, 914 nt
Organism: Austrofundulus limnaeus
Lineage: Eukaryota; Metazoa; Chordata; Actinopteri; Cyprinodontiformes; Rivulidae
Product: non-histone chromosomal protein HMG-14A
Exons: 6
Coding region: 108-401 (97 amino acids)
Cellular component (GO): nucleus; chromatin
Molecular function (GO): nucleosomal DNA binding
Source: RefSeq, a predicted model, not a curated record